Molecule: messenger RNA, 3365 nt
Organism: Bombina bombina (fire-bellied toad)
Lineage: Eukaryota; Metazoa; Chordata; Amphibia; Anura; Bombinatoridae
Gene: IQCH
Product: IQ motif containing H
Exons: 21
Coding region: 111-3365 (1084 amino acids)
Molecular function (GO): protein binding
Source: RefSeq, a predicted model, not a curated record
UCCGCCAGUACUGGCGUCAGUAUCCGGAUAACGAGCCCGCCCACUCUGUGCUCAGCGCGUCCUGUUUCCAUGACAGCGCAAAAGGGUUCUUACUUUAGGAAGGCUUCAUCAUGGCAGGAUUCUCAGGGGGCACGGACCCGGUGGGUCGCCUUCUAGUACAGGUUCAAGAUGAUCUGCAACACUUAAAGAAUGAGCUGACUCAUGCCAUUAUCCAUGAUAAAGAAGAGGUUGUUGAUAUCCAUGUUCUAGAGAAAGCAAUACAAAGGACAAAGAUUGGUCUAAAGAAACACACCGAGGACUACUUGCAUUACAUAAGCUGCAAUCCACUGACUCUUCCCUAUGAGGGAAACAGGGACAAGUAUACCCCUAAACUGUUAAAAUGGGGACAUCACUUGGAAGCUGGAAAGCAGAAAAAACCUCUAUUGGAUUCAACAGAUAUCAGGCUGCAACUAGCACAUGCACCAGGCUUCACCAAUGUCAUUUCACCUGGACAACAGCACAAGCUGUCACUCAGCACCCGCAUAAUGUGUAAUCCCGAGAACAUCACACAUCGUGGUCUGCUCAGCCAGAACUUUGGGAUCAGUUUACCUCUGAUCAGCUGCAGACAAAAAAUAUCUCUACCGCAUGAAAAGAUCAUUAGAGGAAACACUGUCGCUAACUUGGCUGUGCUGCCUGCCUCACACCGUAUGGACGCAUCUCUUCCCCCGCCACCUGUACAGGAAAAGGACGUACAGACAGGUCUUUUGAGCCUGAUGCAGAGAGGGCUUAUACCUCAAGCUGCCCAGCUCACCCUGGAUCCUCCUGCAGUGUUAUCUCAAACUCUUGCUCUACAUAGUGGCAAGACACCAAGAGUACCAGUCCUAAAGGAAGACACAGUAAAGGAUUUUUCUAAAAUGGCAGUAACAUCUGUGGACAUAGAGCGCACCCAUAAGACAAAAUCUUAUGCAACUCGGCAGUCUCACACCCAGCUUCAGAGAGAUAGAUGUGUAACACCUUAUCCUUCAACACAACAUUCCGCCUCAGCCAAAAGGGUACAGACCCCUGUAUCAGUGAUUGACAUGGAUCUGCAAAGAGAUGCUCCUACGCAUCAGAUGUCCUACUUGACAGCUACUCCAAUGGGUGACCGGUUUACUAUUUACAGUGGGGUUAUUGACACAGAGGCUGCAGACUUUUUGGCAUUCAAGCAGCAAUAUUGCUUGUGUUGGGGUAGCUUUCUGUCCUUCCUGGAGAGCCUGCAGAAAUUACUACUGGAUUAUGCUGUGCCAGCUGCCGUGGUCGAGGGUGAGAAGUUGAGACUGGCAGUAUUGGAACAGGAGCUAGGUGUUCCUCCAUCGGUCUCUCAACUGCUGUCUGUUUUGGAAAACAAGUCCUGGGUCCAGAGAUUCCUGAAUCAGCCAGGGCAGCGCUACAGAGGGAGAGAAGGAAAGCAUGCAGCCGCAGUGAAGAUCCAGGCAACUUGGAGAGGCUACCGGGACCGCACAGCAUAUCUGUUUUAUCAACGGCAGCGGUGGGCUGCAGGCAUUAUUGCAAUAUCAUGGCUCCUACAUUUGCAGAAGUCACGUGUUCGUAAAAUGCUUCAAACAUCAAGGGACCAUUACCUAAAUAACUAUCAUUGCAGGAUUAAGCAUCUGGUAUCCAACUGGAAACACAUCAGGAUGUGCAGGAGGAGCAUUAUCCAUAUCCCAUCAUUAGGCUACACAGAAAAACAGAGAGCUCAGACCUCUGAUUUGCACAUCCAGCAGAACCUGCAGAUAGGACGACUUUGUGAUAUUGCAGAUCCCAAUGUGGAUGUUAUUUACGUGUGCCCAGUGGAAUUGGAUGAGGAGAUGCAACAAUAUUACCGCAAACUUCUAGGUCUACGGGCAGCUGUGCUAGCUGGCAAUCCCAAGGAUGCCUCCGACCUGCAUGAGAGAUUUACCAUUGUUAUUCCUGAGGCUGUAGGCAGAUUUCCCAAUCACCACAUGUGUCUGUCCACCCUGCUGAAGUACAGCCCAAAGGCCCUGAUUCGUAUCCGGAAUUUAAUCCGAGGCCGGGAGGCUUACAUGGUUAGCGGAGUCCCACAUGCAGAUGACCUUGCAGUGGCAGAUAUGUUGGACAUACCUAUAUUGGGCUCAGAGCCAAAGCUGGCACAUCUAUACAGCACAAAGUCUGGAAGCAAAAGGAUAUUUGCCAGUGCUGGAAUAGCCACUGCUCCCGGGGAAUAUGACAUCUAUACACAGCAGCAGUUUCUUGACGCACUGGGGCAAUUGAUCAUCAAUAAUCUUCAGGUUACUCGCUGGCUGUUUAAAGUGGAUGACGAGUUUGGUGGCAAUGGGACAGCUUUCUUUGACAUUGCUGCGCACCUACCUAGCUUUGAGUGGGCUCUGAGUGAGAUGGGCCGAUACGGCCCUGACACAUGGAAACAGAAGUGGGCUCAGGAAAAGGUCCUGCUGAGGAUAAUGCAUGAACUCCCACAGAUACUGGAGAAAUAUGCGCAGGUAGUCAACAAGAAACGUUUCUCUACAUGGGACAAGUUUCUGCAGCAUUUAGUGAGUCGAGGAGGAGUAAUUGAAGCUUUUCCUCCUGCUGAGAGCAUAACCUGUCUCACUGUCGACCUACUGAUAGAACCAGACGGAGAGAUCAAGAUAAUGUCCUGUGGUGAUCAGAUUCAUAGCCCUGGUCCUCUUCAGAGUAUUGGUACCUCUGUCCCCCAGUGCUCUGUUUCCCCAAAUGCCCUCACUUCCAUCUGUACCCGUAUUGGAGAGGUCUGCAGGACUCGUGGAAUGUUGGGAUACCUGUCUGUGGAUCUGCUGACCUUUAUAGAUCACAACAGCCUGGAGCAGCAGAUUUGGGCUACAGAUCUGGACUUGUGCUAUAGUGACCAGCUGGCUAUGACAAACUUAAUGCUUUAUUUGACCAAUGGAACACUGGACUGUACCAACAGCCGCCUGGAUGUCCCCCCUGCUCCAAGCAAAAUGGAAUGUUCCAGACACAGGGCUCAGUCUAUGCAGACUGCUCCAAACGCAAGUCGUGUUGCAGUUCUUAGCACUCGUCUCCUACACACAAACCUGUCUGUUGUGUAUUACAGUGUUUUCUUCCAGAUGUGCAGAGCACAUGGCAUCGGCUAUGAUGUGAAGGAGAAACAAGGAACAGUAUUUGUGCUCCUGGAAAACCAGAAGAGGCACCGUCUGGGAAUGCUGACCAUUGCCGAGGACCUCCAGGGAGCAUUGAUGACCUUUGCCCACAAUCUGUUUAUCAUCCAUCAAGAAAUAUCAGCACCUAAUAUGCAGGGUGAAACUAAUUUCAAGGAAACUGUGCAGGAAAUUGAAGACAUUUUGGGUGUUGCAGAAGAAAACAAGCUGAAGUUUGAGAAAGAUGUGAUCUAA